GAUAAUUUAGUCACUCUAAGUACAAUGUCAACAUUUUGACAAGUCUGACAUUUUUGCUCUACAAUGGCAGAUAAUUUACAAAAGAGGCCUGCAAAAGGCAUUUUAAAAAAUUCUAGCAGCUUUGACAAGCAGGAAUCACAGCCGAAUGCCAAAAAGGCGAAAGAGACAAAAUGGGAUGAAAUGAAUAUAAUUGCAACGUUACAUCCGCCUGGGAAGGAUUAUGGUCAUAUGAAAAUCGCAGAACCGAAAACACCUUACAAUUAUGCAGACCCAGAUAGUAUCGAUGGCUUAGAUGCCAAAGAGCUAGCAGAAAAAAUAAGAAUAGGUGCUGAUAAACCGCCGAAGGCAAUGUUAGUAGAUUCAGAUGAUUCAGACGAGGAAGAACUGACGGAAGAAGAGAAGCAGAGAAAGAGGGAAUUUGAAUUAAAGAGAAAAAAGCAUUAUAACGAAUAUCAAGCCUUGCAGCUGGCAAAAAAGUUACUGGAAGAAGAGGAAGACGAUGAGGAUAACGACAACGGCGCUAACACCAGUCAAUUUUGAUUUCUCUGCCGAAAUAAACAUUUUAUUUUAGUAGAUGAUUUUCCAUAUGUUGUGAUGAACGAUACUAAUACAGAGCACUUAUGAACUCUGUAAGUUAUAUAUAUUUAUUGUUUUCUUUUUGUAAUAUUUUAUUUAUUCAAUUAUAUUUAAGGAUUGCCUAAUUUUGGAAAGUAGUAUUUAAGUGUGUAGUUGCUUAUGAUUUUUAUUUUAUAAAUUAUGUGCUUCCAAGAAAAUAACAUGAAUCAAAUUGAAAAUGUGCCAUGCGAAAUUGACUACCAAGUAAUUUUAUCUAUGAAACUUCUCUUAUUUAUGAAUAUUUAUUGUAAUUUGACGUUUUCUUACACUGAAAUAUAUUUUACAUGGUUCUUUUUUAAUUUUUCUUUUUAUUCUUAAGCUGGCAAUCCUUAUAUCACUCCAUACUGUUUAACAAUUGCAUUGGCUGUGUACGAAUAUUAAUUUAAAUAAUGGCAACUUGUUUUUCUGAUACUUUAAUAAAAAAAGACGCCCUUUAUA
Anoplophora glabripennis (Asian longhorned beetle) is the source of this 1053-nucleotide messenger RNA. Its product is annotated as protein phosphatase inhibitor 2. The record is from RefSeq and is a predicted model, not a curated record. Bases 64 to 540 code for a protein of 158 amino acids. Gene Ontology annotation, molecular function: protein phosphatase inhibitor activity. The transcript has 3 exons. Gene Ontology annotation, biological process: regulation of signal transduction. Lineage: Eukaryota; Metazoa; Arthropoda; Insecta; Coleoptera; Cerambycidae.